Molecule: messenger RNA, 876 nt
Organism: Neltuma alba
Lineage: Eukaryota; Viridiplantae; Streptophyta; Magnoliopsida; Fabales; Fabaceae
Exons: 2
Coding region: 1-876 (291 amino acids)
Source: RefSeq, a predicted model, not a curated record
AUGGAGCAGAAAAGAGAGAAGGAUUUUGGAGAGACAAUGUAUCACCCAUUGCAUCGCCACCCAGUGAGGCUGAAACGCCACGAAGGAAACACGUUUAAGUGCACUGGAUGCAAAGAACUAGGGUUGGGCCCUAGGUACCAUUGUGUCAAGAACUGUGAUGACUUCGUCCUUCACGAAGCGUGUUUCAAGGCUCGCCCUAGAGACAGAUCCAGAAUCCACCCACUCAUGGGUAACUGCAGAUUCCAGUUCCUCUGGGAACCUCCCGGCGGACCGAACAGCCGGUUGUGCGAUGCUUGUGGGAAGGACGUUCGAGGUUUCCUGUAUCAUGAUAAAUCCAAACACAAGCUUGACUUGCACCCUUGUUGCAUGAACCUUAAGAGCACCAUGUCUGAUCCCUAUGGUAGGAUGACACUGAUUCUUAAGGACAAAAUGCCCUCCAAGUGUGUGAAAUGCGAGAGGAAGGAUCUAAAAGUACAGAGCAAGGAGCCGUUCGGAGGGUGGUCCUACGUGUCCUCUUGUGGAAAAUGUUGCUACCAUGUGUAUUGCGUGAAGAAAUUGAUUCUGGAUAACUGGAAAAGGGGCUAUUUCAAUAAUGUGGCUUCUUCUUCCUCUUCAAGAGGAAGAACCUUGUCCAGAGAUGAGAUUGCAAGACCAAUAAGAAGAUGUAGGAGUGUAAGGCAAAGUGAUCGAAGCUCGAUUCCAUCUUUGGCCUUGGCAAGAAGGGCCUCGUCGAGGCCGCCAGCAGCACGGUUCAGUCAUGGGUUGAUCAAAUUAGCGAAAAUAGGUUUCAGCGUUAUAACGUCUGUUGUGUUCGGAAAUCCAGCUCCACUGUUGAUCUCGUUCAGAACCUACUGGAUUAAAAGGCUGGAUCCGUAA